Molecule: messenger RNA, 2085 nt
Organism: Ipomoea triloba (trilobed morning glory)
Lineage: Eukaryota; Viridiplantae; Streptophyta; Magnoliopsida; Solanales; Convolvulaceae
Product: wall-associated receptor kinase-like 9
Exons: 2
Coding region: 1-2085 (694 amino acids)
Biological process (GO): cell surface receptor signaling pathway; protein phosphorylation
Cellular component (GO): plasma membrane
Molecular function (GO): protein serine/threonine kinase activity; polysaccharide binding; ATP binding
Source: RefSeq, a predicted model, not a curated record
AUGAAGAGGUCCGCCGGAAAAGAAAUAGUAUUGGCGACUAUGCUGAUGAUGAGCUUCAUUGUGAUGCUCACUUUGGCAGCAGAAUACGAGAUAUCUUGGGAAUUCGGAAAUAAUUAUUAUGAUUCGUACAGAGAAAGUGGGAUACCUAUGGUUCCAAAGAGUUGUCGAGGCACUUGCGGCAACAUUAGCAUUUUCUACCCAUUUAGAAUUGGACCCGACGAAGAUUGCUAUUUGAACAAAUGGUUCCUCGUAAAUUGCGUCAAAUCCUCCCAUGGUUUGGAGAAACCUUUCCUGAGCUCCUUCUCUGAUGACAAGGAUGGUGUAAGAGAGAUUGUGAGCAUUUCCUACGAGUCACAAGUACUAGUAAUGAAAGAGUGGUUUUCUCCUUUAUGCCAAACCACCACCAAUCUCUCUGUAAUGAGAAACACAAAAUUAUCUGGAACCCCAUUCUUUUACUCUUCCAAAAACAACAGGUUCAUGUUUUAUGGUUGCGGCAGCGCUGUCCUCACUACGCCCCCGCCCCCCGUUCCAGAAUUCUUACAGUCCAGUUGCAAGUCGAGUUGCAGCAAUAACACCACCACGCCAGCACCUAAAUUUGCAAAUGAUUGCAACGGCAUAAACUGCUGCCAUCUUAGUUUUCACAACGAUGUAAAUGCAUACCAAAUCAAUAUCGCUGCAAAUUCAUCCAUUGUCAACGCCUCCUGCAACUAUGCCUUCUUUCCUGCUAUUUAUUCUGCCCGCGGAUUCAGCCUUCAAACUAUUAGCAAGCUGCUACCGGAAGACAAGCUGGUUGUCCCGGUCUUUUGGACCUGGGCCGUCACAAUACACGACCUGAUGACUCGCUUGCCUCACUACUCACGCGAUUGCGGUCCAUAUAACAACAUGUUUCCUCAGGAAUUACGACGGACAUAUGCGACCUGUGGCUGCAAAUAUCCCCUAGACGGGAACGCUUACUUACCAAAUGGAUGCCAAGGUGUUAGUGCAAGUUUUGGAUUAGUGUCGUUAAUAUGGGCUUGUGUCAUCCUCUAUAAAGCCAUCAAGAAGAGAAAGAUGAAGAAAUUGAGGCAGAAGUUCUUCAAGCGUAAUGGAGGUCUCCUAUUACAACAACAACUCUUAGCCAAAGAAGGGACAGUAGAGAAGACAAAGAUUUUCACAGCAAGUGAGUUGGAUAAGGCCACAGAUCACUUCAAUGCUGAUAGAAUAGUAGGCCGAGGUGGGCAAGGCACAGUGUACAAAGGAAUGUUAAUUGAUGGGCAAAUCGUUGCAGUUAAGAAAUCUCAAGUCGUGGACGAGAACCAAUUGGAGCCAUUUAUCAAUGAGGUUGUCAUUCUUUCCCAAAUCAAUCAUAGAAAUGUUGUGAAACUCAUGGGGUGUUGUUUGGAGACCGAAGUUCCCAUUUUAGUUUAUGAAUUUAUACCAAAUGGAACACUUUUUGGCCUUAUACAAAACAAUUUUGAUGACGAACUCAUUCCUCUUUCAUGGGAUAUUCGUCUCAGAAUUGCAUCCGAUGUGACUUGUGCAUUAGCUUAUCUCCACUCCGCAACAUCAGUUCCCAUCUACCACAGAGACAUCAAGUCUGGUAACAUUCUUCUGGACGAGAAAUUUCGAGCUAAGGUUUCAGAUUUUGGAAUCUCAAGGUCCAUUUCAAUUGACAAAACUCACUUGACUACCAUAGUGAAGGGAACAUUUGAUUAUUUAGACCCUGAGUAUUUUCAGACUAGUCAGUUCACAGAAAAGAGUGACGUUUACAGCUUCGGAGUUGUCCUUGCUGAGUUGUUGACAGGACAAAAACCAAUCUCAUUUGAACUUGAUGAUGAUGAAGAUAGGAGCUUGGUAUCACGUUUUCUAUUGAGCAUGGAAGAGAACCGUCUCAUGGAGAUUCUUGAUGUGGAAGUUAUAGAGCAAGGCAAAAAGGAAGAUGUUGUGGCAAUGGCUUGGCUUGCGCAGCGUUGCUUGAACAUGAACGGAAAGAAAAGGCCUACCAUGAAAGAAGUGGCCUCGGAGUUGGACACCAUUAAAGCAUCUCAUUCUCAUCUCCCCUCGGCCAUGGAAGCAUUAGAGAUUGAAUCAGAUUUCAUAGCUUAA